Molecule: messenger RNA, 240 nt
Organism: Iphiclides podalirius (scarce swallowtail)
Lineage: Eukaryota; Metazoa; Arthropoda; Insecta; Lepidoptera; Papilionidae
Source: the annotation of a GenBank genome assembly
AUGCCACUACCCUACUAUCGCGACUGCCUUAGCAGCCCCUUCUCGGGGAGCAACUCCCCUCUCUUCCAGAUUUGCGAUUUUAGACUUAUAAUCGAUGGUCUGGAUAAUCUUGGAGAGGAGCAGACCGACAAAGGCGGUGCUGAUGCUGAUGCGGGUCCGCACCCUGGCAAGAUUCUAAACUCAGGGUUAAGCGAUCUGCCACCGUUGCGGUUUAGGCGGCGGGGGCGAGAUAGGUGUCUC